Messenger RNA from Mercenaria mercenaria, 1899 nucleotides. RefSeq names its product tryptophan--tRNA ligase, cytoplasmic-like. Gene Ontology annotation, molecular function: tryptophan-tRNA ligase activity; ATP binding. NCBI's taxonomy places the organism in Eukaryota, Metazoa, Mollusca, Bivalvia, Venerida, Veneridae. The coding region runs from base 134 to 1342 and encodes 402 amino acids. The record is from RefSeq and is a predicted model, not a curated record. Gene Ontology annotation, biological process: tryptophanyl-tRNA aminoacylation. Gene Ontology annotation, cellular component: cytoplasm. The transcript has 8 exons.
CUUUCUAUCAAGUCGAAACCUGAUCGACUGACAACCUAAUAAAUCCCGCUAAAUUUACAAGAUUAUACGCGAAUAAGUUGAUUCAGUAUUUUCGUUUAGUACUUCGUAUAGCUGUAUUAAUACUUUUGUUGUUAUGGCAAAUAAAAAAGCUGCUGUUCAAGAUGUUGUUACUCCGUGGGAAGUGGUAGCAACCUCGGCGAGUGGAAUUGACUAUGAGAAACUCUUAAAAGGAGAACAUUAUGCAGACUGUGAGAAGAUUAAUGAGGAGUUGAUAGAAAGGAUAGAAGAUAUAACUGGAAAACCAGCCCAUCACUUUCUGAAACGAGGAAUUGUCAUUUCUCACAGUAUGAUGCAUCACAUCUUGGAUUUGUACCAAGAGGGAAAGCCAUUUUACCUAUAUACAGGACGUGGGCCUUCGUCAAAAUCCUUGCAUGUUGGGCAUCUUGUACCUUUUCAGUUUACAAAGUGGCUGCAAGAUACAUUUGACGUACCUCUUGUAAUACAGUUGACUGAUGAUGAAAAAUAUUUGUGGAAGGAUAUUCCUACACCAGAAGCAGCAAUUAAUCUGUCACGUAAGAAUGCGAAAGACAUAAUAGCAUUUGGUUUUGAUGAGAAGAAAACAUUUAUAUUUUCUAACUUCGAAUAUAUGUGUCCCCCUUUUUACAAGAACAUCUGCAGAAUUGAGAAAUUAGUCACAAAUGAAGAAGUGAUGAACAAAUUCGGAAUUAGCAAACGUGACUCGAUAGGCAAGACCAGCUUUCCAGCAAUACAGGCCGCCCCAAGUUUCAGCUCUUCUUUCCCUGGAAUAUUUCGUGACAGUGAGGACAUGGCGUGUCUUAUUCCUUGUGCUUUAGACCAGCACAUUUUUUUUGAAGUAACAAAGGAAACGUCUCGAUUCAUGAAAGUUAAAGAACCAGCUUUAAUCCAUACUACUUUCCUUCCUGCUCUUGGUGGAGCCAUAAAGAAAAUGAGCGCUAGUGAUGCAAGUACUGCAAUUUUUCUCAACGACGGAGAACACGAGAUUGAAGAGAAGAUACAUAAGAUACAAGACGUGAAGGUUCAGGGAAAUGACACAGUUAGCAGCGAAAUGGGUCCAGUUUAUGGUAAGAGCCUAGAAGCAGACAUCCCUUAUCAAUUGGCGAAGUUCUUUGUUGAAGAUGAAACGGAAUGGAACGGAAUCAAACAGGCUUACGAAGAAGAGAAUUUAUCAUCGAUGGAACUGAAGAACAAAUUGAUCCUAAUUCUCAAGAAAACAAUCAGAGAAAUUCAAGAGAAGCGUGAAAACGUCACGGACGACAUUGUGACAAAAUAUAUGUCGCCAAGACUACUUACUUACAAAUAGAAGUAAACACAUUUUUUUCUAAAACGUUCUUGAAACAGCGGCUUUUGUUUAGUGUAAAUUCUUGUAACCAGAAUUUAAUAUAACAUUUGACGAGUGUUAUCAUUAACGUGCUUUGUCAAAUAUCACAGUAUGUGCAAAAGCUAUGGAAGAGUACAACGCAACCUAGAAAAGAAUAGUAUCUCAUUGACAUUGAUUUCCCUAUAGAAUGUUAUUCCAAACAAAUCAAUGAAUUAUAUGUGUGUAUAUAACAGGUUUCUAUUCAAUAAUGAUACUGAAAACCUACACUUUUACAAUGCAUUGUAAUAAGAGUCUUCUAGUUUGGCAUCUCCUCAUACUAAAUAAAGUGAUGCUCGUAUUCAGUAUGGUUAAAACAGUUAGAUGUGCACAUUGUGUUUCCGGCUGAGCAUUUGUUAUGUAAUUUGUUUAUGUGAAGUGAUUUUACUUAUAAUGUUUGUCAAAAAUAUUACUAAAAUAUAAAGAUAACCAAAGAAAGUCAAAAAUUAUCAUAAUCAUAUUCACGAGUGUCUCUCGAUUUAUAUAGUAAAUUAGUUGUUUUA